UCAGUGCCUCUCCCCCCCUGCAUCAUCCAUCUUCUUUAGUUUUUUCAGACAACCCCAUAUGCUCUAUUUAUUUGACAAGGUGGUCCAAAAGACUCAAUUCUUCUGGCCUCCACCCCCCCUAUGCUUUUCCCUGUUCAUAUUGCCUUCUUCUCUUAACUGUCAUAAUUAUAUCUACCAAAGCAAUUCAUAAAGCAACACAUUCACUAGCAAGCUUGCAUAUUCUUCUAUCUUUCUUUCUUUUUUCUCCAUUCUGUUAUUAUUAAGGUUCAGUGCAGGAAAGUUUGGAGAUUUUAUCGGCAGUGAUGGAGAGGUUGAACUCAAAGCUGUACCUGCAGAACUGUUACAUAAUGAAAGAGAACGAGAGACUAAGGAAGAAGGCACAGCUUCUUAAUCAAGAGAACCAGGCACUGUUGUCUGAGCUCAAACAGAAACUCUCCAAGGGAAAUCAGAAAGCUAAUGCUCCAAACAACAUUCUUGACCUGAGUCUGAGCUCAAGUGGCAGUCAAAAUCCUUCUAGUUCCUCCAACUAAUGUACUUAGCCAUGAGAAGCAUUGUGACCCCUCUAGUGACAGUAAUUGUUUUUCUUUUUUCUUCUAAUCUUUUUGUGUAAAACCAAUGUGAGCAGUGUAGUUGUAGUUUCUGUUCCAUAGGACAAUACUAGCAAUCCUCUACCAGGGCACUGUUACUUCCAUUUCCAUGUUUAAUCAACUUUUCUCUUUUGGGGGGUUAGAUAUGAAUUUCUGAACUACAAGGUCUUAAGACGGUGUAUCAGCUCUAUCUGCUAGAAAGGAAUAUAAAGUUAUUAUAUGCUUA
Molecule: messenger RNA, 813 nt
Organism: Vigna umbellata (rice bean)
Lineage: Eukaryota; Viridiplantae; Streptophyta; Magnoliopsida; Fabales; Fabaceae
Product: protein LITTLE ZIPPER 3-like
Source: RefSeq, a predicted model, not a curated record